Messenger RNA from Acyrthosiphon pisum (pea aphid), 753 nucleotides. RefSeq names its product zinc finger MYM-type protein 1-like. The transcript is spliced from 2 exons. The coding region runs from base 37 to 753 and encodes 238 amino acids. The record is from RefSeq and is a predicted model, not a curated record. Lineage: Eukaryota; Metazoa; Arthropoda; Insecta; Hemiptera; Aphididae.
CAUGUUUUAUUAGAGCUUAUAGACAUUGUUAUAUACAUGGGACGUCAUAAUCUUGCAUUUCGCGGGCAUUUUGAGGAUUGGUCUUCCAAUUCCCGAGGUAAUUUUAAGGACUUAGUUAUGCUAAUGUCUAAAAAUUCAGGGCCAUUAGCGGAACACAUAAACCGUAUUCAACAAAAUGGAAAACACGAAACAUCUUUUGUUUCAUGGCAAAGACAAAAUCAGUUGAUUGAAGCUAUUGCCGAAGAUAUUUCAUUUCAAGUACGAUCAUAUAUUAAAGCUGUAAGAAUGUUUAGCAUAUCAAUUGAUACUACAUUUGAUUCGUCUCGUAAGGAACAAAUAUCAUUUAUAAUACGAUAUGCUGAUGAAGUUACUGGUGAUGUUCAUGAAAGACUAUUAGCAGUUAAGGAAUCACCAGUUACAUCUGGAAAAAAUUUAUAUGAUAUUUUUAUAAACGUAAUGGAAGCUGAAAAUUUGAAUUGGAAAGAAGAGUUGGUUGGUCAGUCAUAUGAUGGAGCUAGCAAUAUGCGUAGUAACUAUAAAGGCCUCCAAGCUCAUAUUAAAGCAGAAAGCCCACAAGCAUUAUUUGUUUGGUGUCAUUCCCAUCGCUUGGCAUUGGUAGUAAAACAAGCAGUAUCAUGUAACUCCAACGCAGUUGAUUUAUUUGGAAAUUUAGAAACUCUUUAUGUUUUUCUUUGGUGUUCAAAAAAAGAGCAGCGAUUUUCAGAGAAAUUCAAAUUGAAUGUGGUAUUAUAG